AUGGUGGCACUGUGCAAGCACCUCCUGAGAGUGCUGCUCCUGCUGUACAUUAUCCUGAUCAACGUACCAUGUGCACGAAGCGUAGAUGUUUGUAAAGGCGCAGAAGAAACUUUGAGCAAAUUCUGGAAUACCAUAGAAAAUGCAAAACAUGGAGAUGUCAUUUUAAUAAAUAUAAAAAAUUACUACUGCCCAGCAUGCAGUCGGUAUAUUGAUGUGUGGAAUAAAUUGGAGCAGGAAAUAACAAAUUACGAAAGUAAUGUCAGUCUAUUUGUGUUUGACUGCUCAUGCCACAUGUUUGUGCCGUACUGCAGAUUUUUUAAGGUACGUUAUUUUCCAACCUUUCGGCUCCUGCACCCAGUGUAUGAUUACAUGGAGGGAAAAGACACAGAGUAUAAGUAUAUAGCUCCCAAUACAGAAAUGGUGAAUCGAAAGUACAAGAAGGACAUGCUGCUGGCCUACAGGGAGGUUGACAGAGUGAACAAUCUCGUACAGUUUCAAAGAAUGAUGCAAAAUUAUUUAUGCAAAAAUGUUAAUUUUAAUUACAUCGAUUUGAAGUCCUGCUAUGCUGAUGUCCCACAAGUAGAAGAGACCCCUGAAUAUGCUAUGUUUAUAGCCGCCACAAAUGGCGCCAUUGGGGGAAUCACAGGAAUGAACGAUGCUAAUAAUGUAAAUCGAAUGACUGUUGAUAGGUGGAAGGGGAUGCCCUUUACGAAGGAUGCUCUGAAGCACGAUAUUUUUAGGGGUAUGCUGUUCACUUUGAAGAAACAUAUUUCAUUAGGGUUAGAUGUGGAUAAAUCAACUCUGGAACCUUUUCUCGUUAUGACACAGAUCGUUUCAGAUAUGUAUCCUGAACUGUCCGAGUGGCUGGGUGACCUUCGUGAGAAGCUGGACUCUCAGGAGUACCCACUCAAGUGUGAGCAGUGGUCCAAGUUUGUCGACGAGCUUGCAGGGACAGACGCCAGUAACACUGUUGGAAGUGGCUCUGAGAUGGAUGCCAUUGCUACACUAAGCAAUGAAGAGGGUGUACAGAACCUUUUGGGGGACACACCCUGGAGCGAACCCAAAUUCAAAGUAUGCGAAGAGAACUCCGUCCUCUGCUCCUACUGGCUGCUCUUCCACAAAAUAUCAGUGCACUGUCUCCUGCACGACAAGGAAAGGUACCACUUCUACAUCGACGCAUUAACAAAUUACACAAAAAGUUAUUUGAACUGCGAAAGUUGUAUAAAGCACUUUGUCACUGCACAAGAGUCAUGCUACUAUGGAUUUUGUAACAUCCACUCAGCCGAAUCAUUCGUCAUUUUCCUAUGGAGAAUACACAACGCUGUUACCUUGCGAUCUAUGUACGAAUCGAUUAUUCAAGAGACACCAGUGCAGAAAGGGCAACGGGAACUCACAGAUGGUAAGGCAGAUAGGAAGACUAAAUUUCUCAACACAGAUCUGGCCUUUCCUCCGGAGAAGCAAUGUAAAUUCUGUAGAAAUGGCACUGGCUUUACAAGAAUUACUCCACCAUUUAUUGCGGAUGCACUGAAACAGAAAUCUAUUAGUGACAGGGAUUUUGAUGCCAUCGAUGGGUUCAGCGUCAAGCAGGUCUUAAACCACCUCGUUAAGGUGUACUCGUAG
Molecule: messenger RNA, 1620 nt
Organism: Plasmodium fragile
Lineage: Eukaryota; Apicomplexa; Aconoidasida; Haemosporida; Plasmodiidae
Exons: 1
Coding region: 1-1620 (539 amino acids)
Biological process (GO): protein folding
Cellular component (GO): Golgi membrane
Molecular function (GO): flavin-dependent sulfhydryl oxidase activity; protein disulfide isomerase activity
Source: RefSeq, a predicted model, not a curated record